CACCACUGGUCAGCCAAUCAGGGGCCACCGCCUUCAAUGACUUUCAUGUCCUGUAGGAGUUCUCAGGCAGUGUCAAUGGAAGGAGGGUGUCAAGAAAGAGGCCUGGUUUAAGUCCAAAAAUGAUCAUCACAACAUGGAUUGUAUAUAUCCUCACACGGAAAGGUGCAGGGCUCCCCUUUCCACCAAAGACCAGUUCGGACAUUGAAGUUGUGGAAAGCGAGGCAGUAUCUGUAGUACAACAUUGGUUGAAAAAAACAGAAGAAGAGGCUUCCCAGGGAAUAAAGGAGAAGAUGUCCAGCAACUCAGCCCCCAUCCAUGGCCAAGACGUGCAUGUCACCAGAGACGUGGUGAAGCACCAUCUCUCAAAGUCUGAUCUGUCAGCCAAUCAGAGUCAAGAGGUCCUGGAGGAGAGAACACGAAUUCAGUUUAUACGGUGGAGCCACACCCGAAUCUUCCAAGUGCCGAGUGAGUUGACGAACGAUGUCAUGCAGGAACGGAUUGAGCAGGUGAGACGCAGCAUCUCCCAUCUUACCUGCGACUCGACUGAGGACCCCAGUUUCAGAUCUUCCAAUUCGGAAUGCUAAGAACAA
Ochotona princeps (American pika) is the source of this 590-nucleotide messenger RNA. RefSeq names its product spermatogenesis associated 19 (gene SPATA19). The coding region runs from base 120 to 584 and encodes 154 amino acids. The record is from RefSeq and is a predicted model, not a curated record. NCBI's taxonomy places the organism in Eukaryota, Metazoa, Chordata, Mammalia, Lagomorpha, Ochotonidae. The transcript has 6 exons.